GCUGGAGGAGGUGGUAGAGCGACCGUGCCGUCGUACCACAAGUAGCUGCAGCUGGAGCAUACCCAACUCAACCGCGACCCUCACUGGAAAGCAACAUUAGUGCACAGCGGCACGGCGGAAUUGUGUUCCGGGGAAACUUACCCGUCCGUCCGUCCGUCAGUCAGUCAGUCAGUCAGUUACUUACUUAUUAGCACUCGGUGUGCGGGACCAGAGUUGAGGGAGACCGUGUCGGAGCCGCUAUGUAUCAGCUGCAAACGUGAAAGGCAAGCAGCGGAAACGAGAAUGGCUAACGCUGGCUAGCCACAAACGAGCCGGCGGGCGGGCGGGCUGCCGGACUGGACUUGGUGCGAUCCCGAGCAGCCGAUCAUGACAGGCGGGGCAAGGCAGGCACACCGUUUUGGUGGGAGCGGCGUGGCGUGGCGUCAACGAGGAUGAUGGCUGAAGGAUAGUGUAUAAGGAGUCAGUCGCCUUCCCCCAACCCAAAGUGACCGAUUGUCGUUGUUUUUUUUUUUCUUCUUCUUCCCAUUCCCCCCCCCCCCCCUCAUUUAAUGGAAUUGAUGUACUCCACAGUGAGAUGGUAUACAGUUGAGUGUCUACUAUUUCUUGUAUGGGCACCCUGUUCAAAAGAAGACAGGCUUGCUCUUUAAUUUGCUAUGAUGUAAUUAAACAUCAAGUGUUUGGGUUGGAUCUUUCUCUGGCUCCACCAAGUAUUUCCUAGCUUUCUCCUUUUCCACAACGGCGGCCAUGGUUCGAAAGAAAGGUUCCCUCAUACUAUGCGGCGCAUUUCUGUUUGUUGCGUGGAAUGCUUUGCUUUUACUUUACCUUUGGGGACGCCCGCCGAUGGGCCGUCUCGGGGGGGAGGGUGGCGGCGGCGCCGAACCGGGAGGAAAUGAGGAGUGGGGUCUGAUCCGAGGCAAAGGAAGCCGGAUCGACCUGGCAGGGGAGGUGAUCCGGCUGGCGGAGGAAGUAGAACUUCAGCUUGAGACCCAGAAAAAGUUGUUAAAGCAGAUCGAGAGUCACCGGCGGGCAGCGUGGUCCAAGCGCAAAGACGUGGGCAAAAGAGACAAAGAGGCGGUGACAAAGAAGCACCACGUCCAAUCCCUAGCGCUUCAGCCCCUCGAUCCUCUGCUUGACCAUGCGGAUAGCGAGCCCCAACAUAGUGUCAAAUCGUUUGCCGCAGUCGGCCCAGACGCUCGGCGGCGCCAAGCCACCGUCACGGAGACGGGCACGCGUGAUCAAUUGUCGGCUUUGGCCAGGCCCCCAGUCAUCAUUCCUAUCCUGGUCAUCGCUUGCGACAGAGUCACCGUCAAACGGAGUCUGGACAGACUGAUUCAGUACCGCCCCUCUCAAGAACUCUAUCCCAUCAUCGUGAGCCAGGACUGCGGUCACGCCGAAACAGCCGGCGUUAUCGCCUCCUACGGCGCUCAAGUGACGCACAUUCGCCAACCGGACCUGUCCGACAUCCGAGUGCGGCCGGAGCACAGGAAGUUCCAGGGCUACUACAAAAUUGCCAGACAUUAUCGCUGGGCCCUGAACCAAGUGUUCAACACUUUUGCGCAGUCCACGGUGGUCAUAGUGGAGGAUGACCUGGAGGUGGCACCGGACUUCUUUGAGUAUUUCCGCGCCAUGUACCCAAUCCUGCGCUCCGACCCGACUUUGUGGUGCGUGUCCGCCUGGAACGAUAACGGCAGAGACGCCUUGGUGGAUCCGUCCAAAACCGCUCUUCUCCACCGGACAGACUUCUUCCCCGGUCUGGGCUGGAUGCUGCUGAAGGAAAUGUGGGACGAGCUGGAACCCAAAUGGCCUUCGGCGUUCUGGGACGAUUGGAUGCGUCUGCCGGAGCAACGCAAGGACCGCUCGUGCGUUCGCCCGGAAAUAUCGCGCACCAUCACCUUUGGCCGAAAAGGCGUCAGCUUAGGUCAAUUCUUUGACCAGUAUCUGCGCUACAUUCGACUCAACACGGAAUUUGUGCCUUUCACCAAACAAAACUUCUCUCAUUUGCUGAAAGACAACUACGACGAGAAGUUUAUCAAAGACGUUUACGGCGCCCCGCCGGUGAAGAUCGAGGAACUGCAACAGGGGGGAGCUUUAAGAGGACCCGGUCCGUACAGAGUCAAGUACUCCAGCAGGGAUAGUUUUAAAGUCCUCGCUCGGAAUCUGGGGGUGAUGGAUGACUUGAAGUCCGGAGUCCCGCGGACAGGCUACCGGGGCGUGGUGGCUUUCCUGCACCGCGGCCGCAGAGUCUUCUUGGCUCCGCCGGAAGGUUGGACGCGAUACGAUGUCAGCUGGAGUUGAGACGCAAAUGUUGGGAAUCCUCAGAGGUGCCCAAUCCUGAAGAUGGAAUUCCAACAGCACACCAGUGGCUCAGAGGGGGGGAGGGGCACGGCACCAACCACAAACACACACACACACACACACACACACACACACACACUUCAAUCUCAUGAGAGCAAAAUUCCACUCUUGAACACAGCUUUUGGCACAGUGCCUUUCUUUUUUCAGCCACCCAUCAAGUUGUAUGGUUCGGUUUGCUCCUAAAUAACCUGACAGACAGACAGCAGCUGUAAAUAAUCUUUGGAUUUGGGUCAUAUUCCAGUGUCAGGCCAAAAAAAAGAGUCACAAGACUUGGGAACUCUGUCAAUGUGGUGCGCAAGUGUUUCCAUCUGUCAAACAAUCAGACAGCUAUGAUGAUAGCUGGCCUUUAUGAGCGGCAGACAGGAAUCUCUGGCCUAUUCCAGCCAGCCAGCCAGCCAAAUAUGAUCGAGCUGACCUGCGGAGUCCGAGUGUUGAAAUGCAAGACUAAUAAGCCGAAGUGAAUACGAAUCAUUUUGCUUGAAGGCCAAAACCUUUAUUACCUUCUCCAGUUCACAUCCUGCAAUAACCAAAACAUGUCAUUUGGUGGUACGGUUCAGUUUGACCACUGAGCAUUGCAUUGAUUUUGAAACAAGCGCUCACAAACAGGUUAUUGUGGUCUUUAUCAAUUGUGGGACUUUUUUAAAAUCAUUGGCUGUCUCUUGUCCCAGUAAAGUGUUGCUUGACAUCAACUUUACUAUUUCUACCGAAGUAUUUUUCUAAUCACUACCCCCAAUGUUUUGUCCAUUCAUGGAAAAAGAAUGCCAGAAAAGUAACCGGAUGCUGAUAACAGUAGAACAUGUACCUAUCUUACCUAUAAGGAUUCAUUUGUUCACUGCCAUGGAAGAAGUCAGAGGUCAAUUUUAGCUGGGCAAUGGCAGUCAAGGAUGGUGGACUUUUCUUUUUGUCGUCGCCGUUGUCGCUUGAAAUUCGAGCGCGGUCGUCCGGAAGCAAAAUGUCCAGAUAAAAGCUACCGGUGAUUUUCAAACCAACUUGUUUGUGUCUAUUGUUCAUUUCCUCUCUAAU
Syngnathus acus (greater pipefish) is the source of this 3378-nucleotide messenger RNA. RefSeq names its product alpha-1,3-mannosyl-glycoprotein 2-beta-N-acetylglucosaminyltransferase b (gene mgat1b). Gene Ontology annotation, molecular function: alpha-1,3-mannosylglycoprotein 2-beta-N-acetylglucosaminyltransferase activity. The record is from RefSeq and is a predicted model, not a curated record. Gene Ontology annotation, cellular component: Golgi apparatus. NCBI's taxonomy places the organism in Eukaryota, Metazoa, Chordata, Actinopteri, Syngnathiformes, Syngnathidae. Gene Ontology annotation, biological process: protein N-linked glycosylation. Bases 745 to 2295 code for a protein of 516 amino acids. The transcript has 3 exons.